AUGUCUAAACGUCCUUCCGAUUCCGAUUCGGAAGAUGAUGUCAAACCAAUUGAUUUUUACAUCCCCUCUAAGAAACCCCGUCUGAGUCCUUCCAAUCCAACACCCACUCCUACUUCUUCACUCCAAACGCCGAUAAAGGAUUCUAAACCGUAUGUGAUUCUCACUCCGACCAGUACGACGAAAAAACCUAUGGGUCGUGUUCCUCCUUCGUGGACAACAAAACCGAUCGUUUUCACACCAUCAUCACAAACUUCGAAAUUAACUAGUACCUACAAACACCCUUCUUCCGGGUUAACAGCAAAAAGUAUGAAUCAUACUUCUCCUUCGUUACAAUCAUUGAUGAAACAUAAUGUUCAUACUUCUCCAUCAUCUACAUUAUCAUCGAAGAAUGUUGUUCGUACUCCUUCAUCAUCCGCAUCUGCAAUGAGGCCCGUCAGUUACACUCCCUCGUCUAAAUCUUUGUUAAAACCUGUUGUUCGUACUUCCCUUUCUUCGAAUUUACCGAUGAAAUCAGUUCUUCACACUCCCCUUCCAUCUAAAUCAUCAACGAAACCAUCUAUUCAUACUCCCCUUCCAUCUAAAUUGUUGACAAAACCUGUCAUCCAUACUCCGCCUUUCUCUGCAUCAUCGACAAAACCUAUUAUUCAUACUUUCCCUUCAUACGGAUCAUCGACGAAACCUAUGAUUCACACUCCGCCCUCAUACGGAUCGACGAAACCUAUGCUUUACACUCCGCCUUCCUCUGGAUCAUCGACGAAACCUAUCAUCCGUACUCCCCCGUCCUCUGGAUCAUCGACAAAACCUAUCAUUCACACUCCGCCUUCCUCAGGAUCAUCGACAAAACCUAUCAUCCAUACUCCCCCUUCCUCAGGGUCAUCGACCAAGCUUGGAGACACCAAGAGUACACCUAGGAAAGAGACAGGAAUGGUAGGUUUGUUGGAAGGGAAAAGUCCAAAGGCGUUAUUCGCGGCGAUGAUCUUUGACAUUGGGAUUGCCAAUUUAUCAAAAGCUGAAGCUACACGAGUGACCGGAUUGAAUGUCGGUCAACAGAAACAAUUAUUAAGGAAAGAUAGAGGUGCUCUUCGUCGAGCUUUGAUGAGGUUCUUUUGGAAUCUUUAG
Molecule: messenger RNA, 1119 nt
Organism: Tremella mesenterica DSM 1558
Lineage: Eukaryota; Fungi; Basidiomycota; Tremellomycetes; Tremellales; Tremellaceae
Exons: 2
Coding region: 1-1119 (372 amino acids)
Source: RefSeq, a predicted model, not a curated record